AUGACGCCGAAUGUACCGAACUCGAAAUUUGGUAUAUUGGACAAAAACAGAAUAUACCUGUUACAAACGACGUCAUAUCAGUUGACGGGCAGUGCUUUGCUUGUGACAGACGUGUUUGAUAAGCAACAUGACAUUUACGAGAUUUUAAAAUCGACAGCUCACGUUUAUUUUGUUAAGCUACUUUUAUUUUUAAGGGACUCGGUGCACGUGACAAACCAAUGGCGUACGCUAUGUCGACCACCUAAAAUAAAUAUAGAGCCUCUUCCCUUCAAUCUCGGUAUCGUGCUUCUCUCUCCACCACCAGUACCACCCUCAAUUCGGCGUCGUUCCUUUCUUCUUCUUAUCUGUUCUUCAUCCUCUCUGUUUUCUGAAAUGGCGUCUUGUGCAAGUGAAGGUCUAUAUCCUCUGCAUAGGUCUAAAACCAUUCAUCUGGUGAGGCAUGCUCAGGGGAUCCACAAUGUGGCAGGAGAGAAGGACCACAGUGCAUAUCUAUCUGAACAACUGUUUGAUGCACAGCUUACCCCACUUGGUUGGCAACAGGUGGAUAAUCUUCGGAAGCAUGUUCGUGCAUCUGGUCUUUCAAAACGUAUUGAAUUGGUUGUGGUUUCGCCUUUGCUGAGGACAAUGCAAACAGCAGUUGGUGCUUUUGGGGGUGAAGGUUCUGCUGAUGGGAAUCCACUAAUGGCACAAAAUACAGGCAAAAGCAACCGGCCUGCAAUUUCAAGUCUAAAUUCUCCUCCAUUCAUUGCUGUUGAGCUUUGUCGAGAGCAUUUGGGUGUUCAUCCAUGUGACAGGAGGAGAAGUAUAAGUGAAUACAAGCCCAUGUUCCCAGCAAUUGAUUUUUCUUUGAUAGAAAACGAGGGGGAUGUUUUGUGGACGCCUGAUACAAGAGAAAAGAAUGAGGACGUUGCAGCCAGGGGGGUGAAGUUUAUGAAAUGGUUAUUGACUCGGGAAGAGAAGGAGAUUGCAGUUGUGACCCAUAGUGGUUUCUUGUUUCAUACACUUGCUGCAUAUGGAAAUGAUUGCCAUCCCACAUUGAAGAAGGAAAUGUCUAAACACUUCAACAAUUGUGAGCUUCGUUCUAUGGUCAUCAUUGAUAGAAGCAUGAUAGGAUCAAAUGCUUCAAAAACAGACUUUCCUGGCAAAAUUCCUAGCGAUACUAGGCAGGAAGGAUUACAGAUAAAUCAGAAGAGAUAUACGAUGAUGUCCAGUGAAGUUGUUACUAUUAUCCUCUAUGUCUAUACACUCAGUAUUAUGUUAGACUUGAGCAAUGUUUUGUAUUUGAUAAAACGCAUGAUUAUGGUUCUGUUUUAG
Messenger RNA from Lactuca saligna, 1314 nucleotides. The record is from the annotation of a GenBank genome assembly. NCBI's taxonomy places the organism in Eukaryota, Viridiplantae, Streptophyta, Magnoliopsida, Asterales, Asteraceae.